Drosophila arizonae is the source of this 2434-nucleotide messenger RNA. RefSeq names its product transmembrane protein 145. The record is from RefSeq and is a predicted model, not a curated record. Gene Ontology annotation, biological process: response to pheromone; G protein-coupled receptor signaling pathway. NCBI's taxonomy places the organism in Eukaryota, Metazoa, Arthropoda, Insecta, Diptera, Drosophilidae.
GACAAAGAAGAAGACAAACAGAGCAAAACUGAGCAAAGUGGAAGUUUCCACAAACAAAAAUAGUUAACGAAUUCGCACAGAAUGCACAAAAGUGCGCCACCUUGGCAGUGUCAUUGCACUUCAGCUGCCACGACAGCAGCUGAUGAGAAAGCAACACAAACUCGCGACGCUGGCAACAUAAAAACAAAUACAGUGAUAAGGUCUGCAAUGUACGCAGCAUCAUUAUCAGCUACACCACAAGCAGCAGUGCCAUCCCCCGCCUCCCACAACAUACAAUGGCUAGUGUUAUUGGUGAUGCUUGCGCUGCACACACCGCCGGCGUCGACGACUCACAUCAGCGGCGAAUUCCACACGGCCGACUUUUUUCAGUUCCUCAUCAAAUUUGGCUUUCAGAAGGCCGAUCUGCCCACUCCGCGCAGUCGUGAGUCCUAUGGCUACAUAUUCGGCAAUGUGACCUCUCCGGACACAUACAGUGCGCCCGUCACGCUCGUUGUGCUGGACAAGUCCAUGUUUGUCGACUUCUACAGCAAUCGCAGUUUUCGCAAUAGAGAAAGUGCCUGCUCGCGCAUGUUCGCACGCCUGCAGCACGUUGUCUACGAUCCGGAUUGCAAUCCCCAGGGCAAACGGGACUUCCUACGUCGCGUGCCCUGCCCGCACAAUCAGCUGUGCAUCGACGAGGAUGCGCCGUCGAAUGUCAUUAGCGGACAUCAAUUCACCUACGUCAUAGACUUGGAGGCGGAACCACGCUUUUGGUAUGUGGCAUUGGUGGCAUGUUAUCGGAAUCGCAGCACGUGUGAGUGGCAUGCCCACGAGAACUUCGCCCGUCUGAGCAAUCGGAGCAGCAGCCUGCUCACUACUCUGCAGUAUGACAUCAACUUGGUGAAUGUGCAUCCAAAUAACUCGGCCGCACAUCCGCUGACCUAUCAGUAUCCGUACGAUCAGCAGAAUCUGCUGGAAAUGUAUCUCAUCUUUAUGUUGGUCUACAUUGUGCUGCUGCCCAUGCAAAUCUAUGCUGUGCGUCGCCAGAAGCAUCCGGUGACCAAGCUGUUCACGCUCAGCCUGGUCAGUGAAUUUGUGAGUUUGGCUUUGAUUACGGCACAUCUGAUUCGAUAUGCGGCCAAUGGGGUCGGAGAGCCCAAUAUGCAGGCAGCUGGGGAUGUUUUGGACAUACUCAGCCGCACCACAUUCAUGUUGAUUCUGUUGCUGCUGGCCAAGGGCUGGGCGGUGACGCGACAGCAAAUCAGCCGCACAGGCUGGAUCAUAUUGAUGUCGAUCUGGGUGCCAUACUGUGCGUUCCAUGUAUUUCUCUACAUAUGGGAUCGGACGGAGGUGGAUAUCAUAUCCGAUAGCGAUGAGUAUCAGAGCUGGCCAGGCUGGAUUGUUUUGAUACUGCGAACUUCGUUCAUGAUGUGGUUUCUCUAUGAGUUGCGUAAUACAAUGAAGUAUGAGCACUCCAGCAAGAAGCUGGACUUUUUAUUGCAUUUGGGCGCCUCCAGCUUGGUGUGGUUCAUCUACCUGCCCAUUGUGGCUAUUGUGGCGUUGCAGGUGAGUCCCAUGUGGCGGUACAAGCUGCUGCAGGGCAUCACCAACUCGGCCGACUGCAUGGCCUACUGUGUAAUGACCGGACUGUUGUGGCCCAAUCGAGCCGGUCAAUAUCUAUUGCUGGCGGGCACCAAAUAUGCAGGCAUGGAUGAACUAGACGAGUUUAACGAGGCGCCACAUAUUGUGCGUGAGCGCGAACGCCGUCGCAAUUCGCCUCCGGAUGACAUAUCCAUUGGCACAAGCAGCGCUGGUGGCGGCAGUGUCGGCGGUGGGCGUGGCAUGGUGCUGUCCACAAGCAUUCCGCAUUCACUCAAUGGCGAUUUGCUGGAGGGGGAGGAUUUGAAUGCCGAGUUACUUACUGAUCUGAACAAGAAUAGUCAUAUUGUGGCAUAGUUGGUCAGAGAUUAGAAACUAAAUCAACGGCAGCAACGGGUUAAUUACUAAGCUUAGUAGUCAAAUGUGCUAAAUUGAAAAAGAAAAAAACAAAACAAAACGCCAGAAUGUUAAUCAUACUACACACACACACACCUACAUAUAUAUUAUUAYAUACUAUUUACUUACAUAUAUAAAUAGAUGUAAUCCAUAUAGUUUUUAGCAGCCUACAACGAAGUUAGUGAGAGUGCAAAGUGCAGCAAAGAUUGUUGUGUGAUUUAUCUAAUAUGCUUACAAUUAAAUAAUUAGUUUCGUUCGCAAAUUAAGCAAGACCUUAGAGAUACGCAUAGUUGGACAAAGAAAACGCUUGAGAAUUAUUUCAUUGUGGUACCAUAAGAGAACAAUUUUAAUUAUUAAUAUUAUCAUAGGCCCCAUAUGCAUGAACGACAUUAUCAUUCGAAGCAAGCAGAAAAAUAUGAAUAUUUUGAUAAGAACAAAUAGUAAAAAACUUAACAAUAAG